AUGUCUGAGGAGAAGAGUAACGAUCCCAGAUUUUCAAGGAUCUAUAAUGAUCCCAAGUUUAAGAAGAGUAACUCUAAGCAAUUGAAGAUAAAACUGGAUGACCGUUUUGGCAAGAAAGAUUUGGAAGUUGCUAGGAGAGCUAAAGUCGACAAGUAUGGUAGGAAGAUAAAGGAAGGAUCCAGCAAAGAUAUUGAGGAUUUUGACAAGUACUUUGAGAAAGAUGAGAAAAGUGCUGAAGAAGAGAGCGCCGAUGAGGGAGAUGUGGCCAAGUCUAAGAAGAUUGUUGAUAGAGCCAGAGGUGAAGUACCUAGUGAUUAUGUUAGUUCUGAGGAUGAGUUUACCUCGUCAGAUUCUGAUACAUCAGGUGAUAGCGACUAUGAUAGUGAGAUUGAAAGCGGUGACGAGGCUCAAGAAGAGCAAACCAAGGUAGAGACCGGUGAUGCCACUAAGACACUUGCGGCGGUUAACCUAGACUGGGACCAUGUUCGUUCAGUUGAUAUGAUGGUUACAUUCUCAAGUUUCUUGCCAAAAGGCGGUAAAAUUGAAAAAAUAUGUAUCUACCCAAGUGAAUUUGGUAAAGAAAGAAUGAAAAGAGAAGAAGUUGAAGGUCCACCAAGGGAAUUAUUCCAAAAAAAUAAGAAGAAGAAGAAGAAGAACUCAAGUGAGGAUGAGGAGGAAUCUGAUGUCGAUAUCAAGGAUCUAUAUGAGGAAGGUAAUGCUGAUGACCAGGUCGACAAAAGGGCCUUACGUCAAUACCAGCUUGACCGUUUAAGAUAUUACUAUGCUGUCAUAUAUUGUAAUAAUGUCGAAUCCGCUAAGGCUAUCUACGAGAACUGUGACGGUACAGAAUACGAAUCGACGGCAAAUAUAAUCGAUCUUAGAUAUGUUCCUGACGGCAUGGAUUUUGACGAUGAGCCUAAGGAUCAAUGUGAGGAACUUCCAAAAAACUAUAAACCACACCAAUUUAGCACUGAUGCACUACAACAUUCUAAUGUUAAGUUGACAUGGGACGAAACACCUGUGGAUAGAGUUGAAGUAGCAAAGAGGGCGUUCACACAAAAGGAAAUCGAAGAUAUGGACUUCAAGGCUUACCUUGCGUCUGACAGUGAUGAAUCAGAAGAGGAAGUGAAUGAGGAAGCUAAAAACAAAUUGAAAUCCCUUGUCGGAGAAUCACUAAAGAUUGACGGAAAGGAUGGUUCAGAUGAAGACGAGGGAAUGGAUAUGGAAAUUACAUUUACGCCAGGACUAGACGAGGCCAAUGCUGAAGGUGAGGAUAAGGAUGGUGAAGAUAACGAAGAGACAACAAUCGAAAAGGUUAGACGUAAAGAAAAGGAGAGACGUAAAGCUAGAAAGCAAAAGCUGAAGGAAUUAAAGCAGAAAUCGGAGGAAGAGAAAAAGCAAAAACUUAAGUCCAAGCACGAUGAACCAUUGUCAGACAAGAAGAAGGCAGAACUUGAACUAUUGAUGAUGGAUGAAAACGAGUCUAACAGUGGUAUCAACUCCAAGGCGCAUUUCAAUAUGAAUGAAAUUCUCCGCUCUGAAAAGGAGAAGAGUAAGAAAGGUAAAUUUCAGAAAAAACAAAGAAUUGUAGAAGACGAUUUCAAACCUAACCUGGACGAUGACAGAUUCAAGGAAGUGUUUGAAGAUCAUGAUUUCGCAAUUGACCCAUCUCAACCUGAAUUCAAGGAAACUAAAGCUAUGAAAGAGAUUUUGAAAGAACGUAGGAAGCGUUCUAGAGACUCUAAGCAUGGUAAAGAAGAGCACACCGAUAAGAAUGACAUCAACAAGAUUGUCAGUAAACUGAAGAGCAAAAAACACAAGAAAUAA
Molecule: messenger RNA, 1827 nt
Organism: Nakaseomyces glabratus
Lineage: Eukaryota; Fungi; Ascomycota; Saccharomycetes; Saccharomycetales; Saccharomycetaceae
Gene: ESF1
Product: pre-rRNA-processing protein ESF1
Biological process (GO): rRNA processing
Cellular component (GO): nucleus
Molecular function (GO): RNA binding
Source: RefSeq, a predicted model, not a curated record